CUUAUUUUCUGAGUUUCAUUGAACAGGAAUAUGUCCCUCUUGAAGGAAACCGCUCAAACUUGGUACAUACUGCCUGGGCUAUGAUGGGACUUAUUUAUUCAGGCCAGGCGGAUAGAGAUCCUACUCCUCUCCACAGAGCAGCAAAACUUUUGAUCAACUCUCAGAUGGAAAAUGGUGAUUAUCCCCAACAGGAAAUCACAGGAGUUUUUAUGAAGAAUUGCAUGUUACAUUAUGCAGCGUACAGAAACAUAUACCCAUUGUGGGCUCUAGCAGAAUAUCGAAGAAGGGUUCUAUUACCAUCCAAAAAGAUUUAAAGCCUAUAAAGUUUCUUCUAAAAGCAUUCGGAAUAAUCCUUGUUUUAUUUUUCCAGUCAAUAUAAAUAAUAUGUACUGGUGUGAUAUACUUUGUACAUUCGAUUGUUGUGUACUAAACACGUAUUUACUGUACGUGUG
This is a messenger RNA of Olea europaea var. sylvestris, 452 nucleotides long. RefSeq names its product beta-amyrin synthase-like. Gene Ontology annotation, molecular function: beta-amyrin synthase activity. The transcript has 3 exons. Lineage: Eukaryota; Viridiplantae; Streptophyta; Magnoliopsida; Lamiales; Oleaceae. The coding region runs from base 81 to 314 and encodes 77 amino acids. Gene Ontology annotation, biological process: triterpenoid biosynthetic process. The record is from RefSeq and is a predicted model, not a curated record. Gene Ontology annotation, cellular component: lipid droplet.